Messenger RNA from Erinaceus europaeus (western European hedgehog), 2039 nucleotides. Its product is annotated as histone H2B type 3-B. The record is from RefSeq and is a predicted model, not a curated record. Gene Ontology annotation, molecular function: structural constituent of chromatin; DNA binding; protein heterodimerization activity. NCBI's taxonomy places the organism in Eukaryota, Metazoa, Chordata, Mammalia, Eulipotyphla, Erinaceidae. Bases 166 to 546 code for a protein of 126 amino acids. Gene Ontology annotation, cellular component: nucleosome. The transcript has a single exon.
AAGGCAUCCUGUAUGCCCUAAUUUGCAUGCGCCCUCUCAAGUCAUGAUGGUAUCAGGUUUGAGCCUAUCAGAAACUAGGAAGUCCUGAUCCCUAAUUUGAAUACAAGGAGUACAAAUAGAGUUGCUCAGUCAGCAGACAUCUCCGGUUUGGAAAAAUCCGCCAUCAUGCCAGAUCCUUCCAAGUCCGCUCCCGCGCCCAAAAAGGGUUCCAAAAAGGCUGUCACCAAAGCGCAGAAGAAAGACGGCAAGAAGCGCAAGCGCAGCCGCAAAGAGAGCUACUCCAUCUACGUGUACAAGGUGCUGAAGCAGGUGCACCCGGACACUGGCAUCUCGUCCAAGGCCAUGGGCAUCAUGAACUCGUUCGUCAACGACAUCUUCGAACGCAUCGCCAGCGAGGCGUCCCGCCUGGCGCACUACAACAAGCGCUCCACCAUCACGUCGCGCGAGGUGCAGACGGCCGUGCGCCUGCUGCUGCCGGGCGAGCUGGCCAAGCACGCCGUGUCCGAGGGCACCAAGGCCGUCACCAAGUACACCAGCUCCAAGUGAGCGCGCCGCGGCUCCCCGUGCACCCAAAGGCUCUUUUCAGAGCCACCUACACCAUCAAGAAAGGGUUUUGAACACGGUUAAGGGUUGUUGAUAUGUAAAUCUGGUCUGUCUGCAUCCCGGAGGUGCUUUGAUGUCGGGGGAAUCGCUCCGCCCUGGUCGUGUGGUUGCGUGCUGGGGUAUGUGUGUGUGUGUGUGCGUGUGUCCACCUGGUGUGAGAAUAGCUGAAUGGUAGGAGAGCAAUCAAGGCCCUGGGCCCCCCUUGCUCCCUGGUGGUGGGCUGAUGUCUGAAAAUGAUGGAGGGGUUUUCAUAAGCUCAGCGCUUUCUUUUUUUGCCUGCCCGGGGAGCACCUUCCAGGGACGCAUGACCGCAAGUCUGUGGUCCAGCGAGCGGCCUGUCCAUGCACUCGUGGUGAAAGGAUAGGGGUUGUCUCCUUUGAGGGCCUUGUGCUACGGCCCCCACCCCCGUGCCCCCUCGUGGGUGAGGCCGGAUGUGCAUCCGUGGCUUCUCGGUGAGGCCCUGAUGAUGUCAUGCAGUUGUCAAGGUGGCGCUUGGUGCUGCCUGUCUGCCCAGACCUAAGAGCUUUCUCCUCCAUGAAUAUAUCCGGGAGGUACUUGGCUGCAUCUUGCAAUGGCAGGAUGUUUAAAAUCUAAAAAGACACGAGGAGUCCUGGCGGCAGCAGGCUGUAUUAAGCCGCCCCCUGCUGAACAUUUAACUCUUUGUGGAGGUGUGAUGAAAUUAACCUUUUUUUCCUGAGCGAAUUAGCGCCCCCACACACACACACACUUCUCCUACCCUGUGAUUUUUUUUUUUCUGUGACGUGCAAGUGACAGACUUUUUUUUCUCAAAUUCAGAACGUCAUAUUGGCUAAGGAAAACUGAUAGGGAAGAACAGCCAUCAUUCUGGUAAUUUGCCUACCCUUUUUCUUGAUCUGGCUUUUUUUUGUGUGUGUGUGAAAAUGGAAUUAGAAGUGUCCACUGAGGAAACAUUACUAAGCUAAAGUAAAACGUGUGUGUGUGUGUGUGUGUGUGUGUGUGUGUGUGUGUGUGUGUGUGUGUGUGUCUCCCCACCUGCAGGGGGGGUCGCUUCAUGAGUGGUGAAGCAGGUCUGCAGGUGUCUAUCUUUCUCUCCCCCUCUCUGUCUUCCCCUCUUCUCUCCAUUUCUCUGUGUCCUGUCCAACAACAAUGACAGCAAUGACAACAACAAGGACAACAAAAGAAAAGAAAAGAAAAAAAAAAAGGUCUCCAGGAGCAGUGGAUCCAUAGUGCAGGCACCAAGCCCCAGCAAUAACCCUGGAGGAAAAAAAAAAAAAACUUUAUUUAAAAGUUUAAAAUACAGGAAAACCGUGGUCCGGGAGGUGGCGCAGUGAUAAAGCUUUGGAUUCUCAAGCAUGAGGUCCUGAGUUUGAUUCCCGGCGAUCAUGUGCCAGAGUGAUGUCUGGUUCUUUCUCUCUCCUCCUGUCUUUCUCAUAAAUAAAUAAAAUCUUAAAAAAAAA